CAGCCCGAGAGCCGGUAUCUUCUAGGAGUUGGUCUCCGCCCUUCGCGCCCUGGUUGCCUGGGGUCGCAGCCUGACCCGGGAGUCGGCAGAGAUCCUGGCAGUGAUGGAUGAGGACCUGAUUUUGGCGCUGCGGCUACAGGAGGAGUGGAACCUGCAGGUGGCAGAGGGCGAGCAGAUGCAACAGCCCCUGUCGCUGGUGGACGCGUCCUGGGAGUUGGUGGACCCCACCCCGGAUUUGCAGGCCCUGUUUGUGCAGUUUAACGACCGGUUCUUCUGGGGCCAGCUGGAGGCCGUCGAGGUGAAAUGGAGCGUGCGAAUGACCCUGUGUGCUGGGAUAUGCAGCUAUGAAGGGAGAGGUGGAAUGUGUUCCAUCCGUCUCAGUGAGCCCCUUUUAAAGUUGAGACCAAGAAAGGAUCUGGUAGAGACCCUCUUGCAUGAAAUGAUACAUGCCUAUUUAUUUGUCACUAAUAAUGAUAAGGACCGGGAAGGGCACGGCCCCGAGUUUUGUAAACACAUGCAUCGCAUCAACCGCCUGGCCGGAGCCAACAUAACGGUGUACCAUACUUUUCAUGACGAGGUGGAUGAGUAUCGGCGACAUUGGUGGCGCUGCAAUGGGCCAUGUCAGUACAAACAGCCGUAUUAUGGCUACAUCAAACGGGCUACCAACAGGGCACCCUCUGUUCAUGACUAUUGGUGGGCUGAGCACCAGAAAACCUGUGGAGGCACUUACAUAAAAAUCAAAGAACCAGAGAACUACUCAAAAAAAGGCAAAGGAAAGACAAAACUAGGAAAGCAGCCCUUACCAGCAGUAGAGAACAAAGAUAAACCCCAUAGAGGUGAGGCACAGGCACAGCUGUUAAUCCCUUUUAGCGGGAAAGGAUACGUUCUAGGAGAGACAAGCAGUUUACCAUCCGAGAAAAUUAGUGGCUUACAUACCCUUAAUAAAACCCAAGAUCUUUUAAGUCAAGAACUUUCAGCGGAUGCUUUAAGACUUAAUUCUAAAAAUGAGGUAAAAUUUGAACAGAAUGGUUCAAGUAAAAAAACUUCUCAUCUGGCCUCCCCUGUUCUUAGCACCAGUCACCAAAAUGUUUUAAGCAACUAUUUUCCUAGAAUAUCAGUUGCCAACCAGAAGGCUCUCAGAAGUGUGAAUGGAUCUUCUCCAGUAACAAGUCUAACAGUUAGUGACGCCGCUAAAAACUCAGUCUCUUCUGGUCCUCAGAGAAGGGUGACAUCUUCUAAGAUAUCACUAAGAAAUUCUUUAAAAGCAGCAGAAUCAACGUCCAUGACUGCAUCCCAGGAAGUGAGUGGGUCUGAAGAUAAAGUCCUGAAUAAACGACCCAGGCUAGAAGACAAGACUGUUUUUGACAAUUUUUUUAUUAAGAAAGAGCAAAUACAAAGCGAUGGUAACGAUGCAAAGUGCAGUUCACGUCCUGUGACCCCAAGUCAGAAUUCAGGUAGUUCAUGCAGUCAGAGCAAGAUGGUUAAUUGCCCGGUUUGUGGGAAAGAAGUUUUGGAGUCUCAAAUUAAUGAGCAUUUGGACUGGUGCCUUGAAUUGCCUGGUGAUAAGAUCAAAGUCAAAAGCUGAAAAUGUCUUUAAAAAAUGAAUGAGUCUCUGCAUCCAACCUGUAUUACCUCACUAAUGUGCUACGUCAGCCAUUUGGCAGUUUUGGGUUAAUGCUAAGAUUUGUCGGUUAUAAUUUAGUUCAUACAGCCAAUACAGAGUGUUCUUUAACAAUGUUUUAUAUCACGAAGUGCUACAUUCAACUCUUGCCUUAUGUAUACUGUAGCCCAGAGUUUGUUCUACCUGUAGACAUGUGUAAUUUUUAGGGACUUUUAAAUCUGUUAAUCUUUUUAUUUGUAUACUUUCCUAAAAAUACUCAUGAGGAAUCCUG
Molecule: messenger RNA, 1892 nt
Organism: Otolemur garnettii (small-eared galago)
Lineage: Eukaryota; Metazoa; Chordata; Mammalia; Primates; Galagidae
Gene: SPRTN
Product: SprT-like N-terminal domain
Biological process (GO): DNA repair
Cellular component (GO): nucleus
Molecular function (GO): metalloendopeptidase activity; polyubiquitin modification-dependent protein binding; single-stranded DNA binding
Source: RefSeq, a predicted model, not a curated record